Molecule: messenger RNA, 4443 nt
Organism: Penicillium taxi
Lineage: Eukaryota; Fungi; Ascomycota; Eurotiomycetes; Eurotiales; Aspergillaceae
Gene: abcB
Exons: 8
Coding region: 1-4443 (1480 amino acids)
Biological process (GO): transmembrane transport
Cellular component (GO): membrane
Molecular function (GO): ATP binding; ATP hydrolysis activity; ABC-type transporter activity
Source: RefSeq, a predicted model, not a curated record
AUGGCUUCUCCAUCGUCUGGACCUUCCUGCCGUGAUAUUGACAAUACCUUUGGCGCAUACGCUAGUCAUUGUCGUGGAGGCUUUGACUUUACACUCUUGUUUGAGGAAUCUAUUUUUGAAAUCCUUCCCAUCACUUUGAUUAUAAUUAUUACUCCCAUUCGAUUAUGGCAGCUCUCUCAGGAACGGCGCAAGGUCGUCGGAUCAUGGGGACUCCCCGUCAAGAUGGCUUCUUGGGUCAUUUAUUUGGCACUUCAGAUUGCUCAGCUGGCUCUGUGGGCUAUGCCGUCAGCGCAGUCAACCAGGGCAUCGGUUGCCGCAAACGCAAUGCUGAUGAUUGGAGUCCUCUUUCUAGGCGCGCUUUCUUUUGCAGAGCAUACUCGCUCUGUCCGACCUUCGUUUAUUUUAAAUGCAUACCUGUUUUGCAGCUUGUUGUUUGAUAUUGCUCGUGCCAGAACCAUCUGGCUGCGAUCCGUGGAUACGCUGGGCGACCACCUUGCAAUCGUUACUACUGUAUCUGUGGCAUUGAAAGCUCUGCUCCUUGUUCUCGAGGCUGUGGAGAAGCGUCACAUCCUUCGGCCUGACUAUGUUAACUAUCCUUCUGAGGCUUUAGCCGGGUUUUACAACCGAGCCUUCUUUUUCUGGUUAAAUCCCCUGUUCUUACGUGGUUAUAAAAACGCGCUGUCUCUCAAAGAUCUUUUUGUUUUGGAUGAUGAGUUGAGCUCUGAGAGACUAUUGUCCUCAUUUGAGGAGAAAUGGAGCAAAGUCGAUCCAAAAACUCCCAAUUCGCUGCAGUUUGAAGCUUUCAAGGCUGCCAGCGUGCCGCUCCUCACAGCAAUCCCAGCUAGAUUGUGUGUUGCGGCCUUCAAUAUAUCGCAGCCUUUACUGCUUGCUCGAUCUAUCACUUUCUUCAGCGAACCCGUGAACGGUGCUACCACCAACGUUGGCUAUGGGUUGAUUGGCGCAUAUAUCUUGGUUUAUAUCGGUUUGGCUGUCUCGAUGGGUCAGUAUCAGCACAACACUUAUCGUGCCAUUACCAUGGUUCGCGGGAUUCUUGUUACAAUGCUGUUCAAGAAAGCCAGCACUCUCAGCAUCACCGAUGCUGACCCUGCCAACUCUCUCACCUUGAUGAGUGCAGAUGUGGAGCGCAUUACCAACGGUUGGCAGACAAUGCACGAGAUCUGGGGCAACACGAUAGAGAUCGCAUUGGCCAUUUACCUCCUGGAGGUUCAACUAGGUGUUUCCUGUGUUGUACCAGUUGGUGUUGCACUUGUUGCCUUGAUUGGCUCCAUAAUUAUGAUGUCCUUCGUGGUACAAAGUCAAGCUAAGUGGCUCGAAGCCAUCGAGCGCCGCAUCUCAUCUACUAGCAACAUGCUGGGAUCCAUCAAGGGAGUGAAAAUGCUUGGACUACAAGAUUCCAUGAUGAAGUUCGUGCAUGGCUUGCGAAUCGAUGAGCUCAAUAUUUCCAAGCACUUUCGUACGCUUCUUACUUGGAACAUGGGAUUUGCAUGGAUGACCCGUGUCUUCGCCCCAAUUUUCACCUUUGCCUGCUUUGCUUCCAUUUCCAACAACGUCUUGACCGUCUCGCGCGUGUAUACCUCUCUGUCCCUCUUUGGUCUUCUCUCAGACCCUCUCAUGUCCCUUGUCAUGGCUCUCAUGUCUUUCCUCGGGUCGGUGGGAUCUUUUGCUCGCUGCCAAGAGUUCUUAGACAAGCCUUCUCAUCAAGACAAGCGGAAGAGCUCCCCUGGAUAUCAAUCCCUGGAAGAUCUGGCUGAAGCCAAGCUACUGUCUAUGUACGGCACUCUUGACAUGUCUCUCAGCAACGCGGAGUCGGUUGAGUCCUUCAAGCGGGGGCUUCCAUCUGCCGUAUCUCCUAACGUAGUUACCGUUAAGAAUGGAACAUUCAGCUGGGAUGCUGACAAGGAGCCUGUCUUGAGUGAUAUUGACUUGACUCUCGCGCGUGGUAGUUUGACUUACUUCAUUGGACCCUCUGGAUGCGGUAAAUCAUCUCUGAUUAAAGCCAUUCUCGGUGAAAUGCCUGGAACACAAGGCAUGGUUGACUUGUCUUCCACAGGUGUGGCUUUCUGUGAUCAGACACCCUGGCAUAUGAACGGCACCAUCAGAGAUAGUAUUCUCGCCAUGGGAGACUAUGAUCCGAAAUGGUACGCAACUGUUCUUCAGGCUUGCGCUCUUGAGGAAGAUCUCGGCCAGUUCCCUAGUGGUGAUCAAAGUAUCAUUGGAAGCAAGGGCGUCGCCCUCAGUGGUGGCCAGAGCCAACGUAUUGCCCUUGCACGAGCUGUCUAUGCCAAGCGGAAGACUGUCAUUUUGGAUGACUCAAUGAGCGGCCUCGAUGCAACCACUGAAAACCACAUCUUCCACAGUUUGCUUGGACCCAUGGGUCUGUUGAGAGAGAUGGGCACUUCCAUUAUUGUCGCCUCUUCUGCCGUCAGCCGUCUGCCAUACUCCGAUUACAUUGUUGUCUUGGGUGAGGAUGGCCGUAUCACCGAACAAGGCAGCUUCGCUGCUCUCAACAAGACUGGUGGAUACGUGUCAAGCUUCGGUCUUGGUCCAACUGAAUGGGACUUCAAGCCGCCCAAGCGCUUAUCAGAUUCUGCUAGCUACAGCACACUCGUUGAAAGUAUAUAUAAUGAGAAGCUGUCAGAAGACUCGGAACCUGCCCAGCCCGAGGCCGAACCUGAGCCGAUGAUCAAGGGUGGUGAUAUGUCCAUCUACAAGUACUAUCUCGAUGCCAUCGGAUGGUUACCUGGAUUUGUGUUCAUGUCGUCCAUGGCUGCUUUUGUUUUCUGCAUCUCCUUCCCCAGCAUUUGGUUAGAGUGGUGGGCGGAGUCAGACAUGGCUCAUUACCGUGAGCGCAACAGAUACUACAUUGGUAUUUACGUGAUGCUCGGUGUCUUAGCUAUGAUCGCCCUCAUUGCCGGUUGCUGGCAGAUGAUUAUCAGCAUGGUACCCAAGUCUGGCGAAGUUUUCCACCGCAGGCUGUUGGUCACUGUCCUCAGUGCGCCCAUGCUAUUCUUUUCAACGACUGAUAGUGGCGCUAUCCUCAACCGAUUCAGCCAAGACUUGCAACUUGUUGACAUGGAGCUCCCAAUCGCGGCUAUCAACACUGUUGUCACCUUGUUCCUCUGUAUGGCUCAAAUGGCACUGAUUGGAGUUGGUUCGAAAUGGGCGGCCAUCUCCUUCCCUAUCGUUCUUGGCAUGCUGUUCCUCAUCCAAAAGCUUUACCUGCGCACUUCCCGUCGCAUCCGUUUCAUCGAUCUUGAGGCAAAGGCUCCGUUGUUCUCACAUUUCACCGACUGUCUCCAAGGACUUGUAACAUUGAGAGCUUUCGGCUGGCAACAUAACAUGGAAAAGAAAAACAUUGAGCUUUUGGAUCUUUCUCAAAGACCAUUCUACUACAUGUUUGCUAUCCAGCGCUGGCUCACUCUAUCGCUAGAUUUAGUCGUUGCCGGUAUCGCUAUCCUCCUAAUCGUUCUUGUCGUCGCUCUUCGUGGAACCGCAAUGGGAGCAGGCUCCGUCGGUGUUGCCCUCCUCAACGUCAUCCAGUUUAGUCAAAGUAUCAAGCUUUUGGUGACCUUCUGGACCAAUCUAGAAACCCACAUCGGAUCAAUUCUACGUGUCAAGGAUUUCACUCAGACUGCUCCGUCAGAAGAUCUCCCCGGGGAAGAUAAUACUCCUCCUACCAACUGGCCAGCCAAUGGUGCAGUGCAGUUCCAUUCUGUUUCUGCGGCUUACAGACCCGAUGAGCCAGUUCUCAAGAAUGUCUCUCUGUCAAUCGCGCCAGGUGAGAAGGUCGGUAUUUGCGGCCGAACUGGAAGUGGCAAAACAUCUACUAUUAUGAGCAUUUUCCGCAUGAUCGAGCUUUCGGCCGGUACUAUCACAGUGGACGGAGUUGACAUAAGUCGUCUGCCGCGUCGUGAAAUUCGCUCACGCAUCAACGGAGUCGCACAGGACUCUCUGCUGUUCAAGGGCACAGUCCGCCUCAACGCCGACCCAACCGGAUCGCUAUCCGAUGGGGACAUCAUUGAGGCACUCAAGAGUGUGCAGCUUUACUCGAUCAUUCAAGAGAAAGGGGAUCUGGACACCGACAUCGAUGAGAUCCACCUCUCACAUGGCCAAAGGCAACUAUUCUGUCUUGCUCGCGCCAUCCUGCGCACUGGAAACAUCCUCAUUCUCGACGAGGCCACCAGCAACAUCGACACCAAAACAGACGAAAUCAUGCAACGCGUUCUUCGGGAGAAAUUCUCCAAACACACCAUCAUUUCCGUGGCCCAUAAGCUAGAUACCAUCUUGGACUAUGACCGUAUUGUCAUGCUCGAAGCCGGACGCGUUAUCGAAAACGGCGAACCAUACUCCCUCCUCGAAGAUCCCAGCUCAAACUUCAGCAAACUGUAUGCCAGUUUUCAAUCGACGGACAACUCGAAUUAG